UAACGAAAGCAAACGGUUUGCUGAAAUGCUGAUUGCUGAUUUCUAAUUAAUAAAUAUUAAUUGUUUUGUACAGCACCCAGCAGGAGUCUGGACGUGUUGGACUUGAAAAUAUUAAAUAUUUUUACGUCAGACACUUGGACGUUUGAAUAGCCAUUUCCUCUUAAUUUUAAAACAUGAAUGCCCCACCGACGUUUGAAUCAUUUUUGCUGUAUGAUGGAGAAAAAAAGAUAGUCAAGGAAGUGGAUACCAAAGUGACAAAUGCUGCAAUUUUUACAGUAAACAAAGAAGAUCAUACUUUGGGAAAUAUGAUCCGGAACCAAUUACUUAAAGACCCUAAUGUACUUUUUGCUGGGUAUAAACAACCACAUCCACUGGAGCAUAAAUUUGAACUUCGCAUACAAACAACAUCUGAUUAUACACCUCAAGAUGCUUUAACUAAUUCUAUAACUGAUCUCUUGGCUGAACUUUCUUUGUUUGAAGAACGUUUCAAGGAAGCUUUAAGGGAGAAAAAAGAAGGCCUUGAUUAAUAUGAUUAGUAUAAGAUUCUAAUAUAUUUYGAUUAA
Diuraphis noxia (Russian wheat aphid) is the source of this 563-nucleotide messenger RNA. Its product is annotated as DNA-directed RNA polymerase II subunit RPB11. NCBI's taxonomy places the organism in Eukaryota, Metazoa, Arthropoda, Insecta, Hemiptera, Aphididae. Gene Ontology annotation, molecular function: protein dimerization activity; DNA binding. Gene Ontology annotation, biological process: transcription by RNA polymerase II. Gene Ontology annotation, cellular component: RNA polymerase II, core complex. The record is from RefSeq and is a predicted model, not a curated record.